Molecule: messenger RNA, 1147 nt
Organism: Urocitellus parryii (Arctic ground squirrel)
Lineage: Eukaryota; Metazoa; Chordata; Mammalia; Rodentia; Sciuridae
Gene: Cd244
Product: CD244 molecule
Biological process (GO): natural killer cell activation involved in immune response
Cellular component (GO): membrane; external side of plasma membrane
Molecular function (GO): MHC class I protein binding
Source: RefSeq, a predicted model, not a curated record
GAUCCCCAGAUUCUACUCACGAUGUGAYUGGUCUCUCGGGAGAGACCCUCCAUCUACGGCCUUCUAACACACAGAUGGAGAAAACUUCUGUUCAAUGGAAGAUGGAGCUAUUCUCACAUCCAGGAACUUAUGUGAUACUGACUUGGAGGAAUCAUUCCACUCCGACAUAUGGAGAUUUAGCUCUUAAACAUUUCAACAAUACACUUGAUUUUAAAUUUGAGAACUUGACCCUUCUCAUCAAGGCCGCUAAGCCACAGGACAGUGGUUAUUAUAAACUGGAGGUGACCAAUCAGUCUGGAAAUGUGCAUGUGGUCCAGUUCAAGGUAUUAGUAUUUGAUCAUGUUGGGAAGCCUCUUCUGAAGGAGCAGUGGAAGGCCCUGGAUGAAAGGAAAUGCCAAGUGGUGCUGUCCUGCUUGGUAUCCGGGGACAGCAAUGUGACCUACACUUGGUACAGAGACAAUGAAUUGAUCUUGGAGCCUGAGAACUUUACCCAUCUGGAGGUGCUGGUUGAUCCCAAUGACCAGAACACAUAUACCUGCAAUGUUAGCAACCYUGUCAGUUGGGCAAGCCAAACCCUCAGCCUCACCCAGGGAUGUCUACGUGUCCCCCUGAGAUCCAGAAUUCUGCCCUUUAUGGUGAUUGUCAUUAUUCUGGCCAUACUGUUUAUUGUCACUUUCACUUGCUUCUGUGUGAGGAAGAGAAAGAGAAAGCAGUCACAGACCAGCCCAGAGACACUUCUGACAAUUUAUGAAGAUGUCAAAAACCCACAGAUGAGGAGGAAUGAACAGCAGGAAGUCCCUGAAGAAGGAUUCACCAUUUACUCUGUGAUCCAGUCCCAGCCUUCUUCUUCCACAUCAAAAGAAACUACAAAUACGUUGUAUUCAGUUAUACAGCCUUCCCGGAAGUCCAGAUGCAAGGAGAGGAACCAUGACCCUUCCGUCAAUAGCUCCAUCUAUGAAGAGGUUGGAGCAAGAGAGUCCAGAGCCCGUAACCCUGCCCGGCUGAGCCGCAAAGAGCUGGACAACUUUGAUAUUUAUUCCUAAAUGCURUAGCUCUUUAGACCUUUCUUCCAUAUCCGCUUUGGUGCUGGGAAUCAGCGGAAUAGAUGUUGCCACACACAAGAGUUUUUUUUUUUUUUAAGAGUUCC